Penicillium cinerascens is the source of this 2007-nucleotide messenger RNA. Its product is annotated as S53 family peptidase. NCBI's taxonomy places the organism in Eukaryota, Fungi, Ascomycota, Eurotiomycetes, Eurotiales, Aspergillaceae. The coding region runs from base 1 to 2007 and encodes 668 amino acids. Gene Ontology annotation, biological process: proteolysis. Gene Ontology annotation, molecular function: serine-type endopeptidase activity; tripeptidyl-peptidase activity. The record is from RefSeq and is a predicted model, not a curated record. The transcript is spliced from 8 exons.
AUGUUGGUAGAUCGGGUUUGUCUUGCUCUGGCCAUUGCGGCUGUGACGGGUGCUGUCCCGGCUCCGAUUAAACAUGUCUUGCAUGAGAAGCGAGACAGUCACUCUUAUGAUUGGGUUAAGGGUGCUCGUGUUGAGAGAGACGCGGUGCUGCCAGUCCGUAUUGGUUUGACACAAAACAACCUUGAGUAUGGUGAUAAGUAUCUUAUGGAGAUCUCAAACCCGAGCUCUCCCCGGUACGGACAGUACUGGUCCGCGGAAGAAGUACACGAUUUGUUUGCUCCUUCGGCAGAGGCCGUAGAUGAAGUGCGCGAGUGGCUUCAUGCUGCUGGAAUCGACAAAUCCCGAGUUGUUCAUUCCGACAACAAGGGCUGGCUGGCAUUCGAUGCCUAUGCACAUGAAGCGGAGAAUCUUUUCAUGGCCGAGUUCUACGAACACCAGCAUCUGAGCACCGAAAGCAUCAAGAUUGGUUCUGACCGGUACUAUGUCCCACAGCACAUCCAGGGACAUAUUGACUACAUCACACCGGGAAUCAAACUAACCCCCAUUGUCAAGAAAUACACCAAGGUCAAGCGAGAAUCUCACUUGGCUCAUUCCAACCCAAACGCGCAGGCUGGAUCGGCCCUCGAUGACCACUAUUCCAUCCCGGCAAAGGCCUUGUCCCUGCCUGCUGACUUGCAGGGCUGUGGCCUCAACAUCACCCCGACCUGCAUCAAGGCUUUGUAUGGUAUUCCCGAUGCUACCAAGGCCAGACAGGGCAACUCGCUCGGUCUCUACGAGCAGGGUGAUUACUUUGCCAAAUCGGACAUCGAUCAGUUCUACGAGCAGUAUGCUCCAUGGGUUCCUCAGGGUACCUACCCUAUCCCGGCAAUGAUUGAUGGAGCGAACUUCUCUGUCUGUCGUUGUAAUCCUUUGAAUGCGGGUGAAUCCGAUAUUGACAUUGACAUGGCUUUCUCUUUGAUCUAUCCUCAAAAUGUGACUCUUUACCAGGUUGAUGAUCAGCUUUACGAGCCAAAGGAAGUUGCCACCACCAACCUGUUCAACACGUUCCUUGACGCUCUUGAUGGUUCAUAUUGCACAUACAGUGCCUACGGAGAGACGGGCGAUGAUCCUAACAUCGACCCUGUCUACCCGGACAAUCGCCCCGGUGGCUACAAGGGCAAGCUUCAAUGUGGCGUUUACAAGCCCACCAACAUCAUCAGCGCCUCCUACGGCCAAGCCGAAAUCGACCUCCCAAUCAGCUAUACCAAGCGCCAAUGCAACGAGUUCAUGAAGCUCGGUCUACAAGGCCACUCAAUCCUCUUCGCCUCCGGUGACUACGGCGUCGCCACAUCCGCCGGCGACGUGGACAGUCCCAACACCUGUCUAGGCCCUGAUAACAAGAUCUUCAACCCGCAGUACCCAUCGAACUGCCCGUACGUGACCUCAGUCGGAGGAACCAUGCUCUACGGCGACCAAACCGUCAAGGAUGCCGAAAGUGUCAUGCACGUCAACCUCGGUGGCACUGCCACCAACUUCACCACCGCUGGUGGUUUCUCGAACUACUUCCCCCAGCCUGAUUACCAGAAGGAGGCUGUCAAGAAGUAUUUCGAGAAGGCUGAUCUGAGCUAUCCCUACUACUCCGAGUUCAGUGUCGAUUUCAACAAGACCAAGGGACUUUACAACCGCAUUGGACGGGCCUACCCUGAUGUUUCAGCCAACGGUGCCCAGUUCCGUGCUUAUACUCAUGGCAUUGAUUACCACUACUACGGAUCGAGUCUGGCGUCGCCGUUGUUUGCCUCGGUUCUGAACUUGAUCAACGAGGAGCGUUUCGCUGUGGGCAAGGGACCCGUGGGCUUCGUGAACCCGGUGCUCUACGCUCACCCGGAGGUGCUCAACGAUAUCACCAAUGGCACCAGCGCCGGGUGCGAUACUGACGGAUUCGCUGCAAUUGAAGGAUGGGACCCCGCGACCGGUUUGGGUACACCAAACUACCCCAAGAUGAAGGAGCUGUUCAUGAGUCUUCCUUAG